Molecule: messenger RNA, 2909 nt
Organism: Tribolium castaneum (red flour beetle)
Lineage: Eukaryota; Metazoa; Arthropoda; Insecta; Coleoptera; Tenebrionidae
Exons: 4
Coding region: 373-2850 (825 amino acids)
Biological process (GO): carbohydrate metabolic process
Molecular function (GO): hydrolase activity, hydrolyzing O-glycosyl compounds
Source: RefSeq, a predicted model, not a curated record
GCUUUUGUUUGCCGAAUUAGCACAAUAAAAUUAAUUACCAAAUAUUUACGUCUGAUGUUGUUUGGCUUUUCUUACGUCGAGCUACUGUACCAUCAAAGCCGUUAUCACGAGAGUAAAACAUACAAAUUAACACUUUUUACUUGCUAAAGAAACCGCAAACCAUCACGUGAACUACAGCAUAAAAUUUUUUCAGUUGUGGAAAAUGUUUCCGAUUUUCGCAUUACUCCGACUCCGUCAUUAUGUGUAAUUACAACGGACAUGAAAUGAAUUUUAAUUGUUUUGUCAUCGAUACAUCUGAGAAAUAAGCGUAAGAAAACGCAAUUACUGUGAUACCUUUCUAGUGUUGCUAGUGUAGUAAAAUAGUUAGAAAAAAUGCUUAAAACUUUUGAAGAGAUUCCGAUCAUUGUAGUGGACCCACCACCGAUGGAACCUCGGAAUAUUACGCAAGAAACGUCCCUAAACAUCGAAGAAAAGGAUGAGGAAAAAACGGGCGAGCCGGAAAGAAGACUAUCACUGAGGAGGAACAGCAUUUCGCUGCCGAAUUUGGAUGAUCUCCAAGUGCUCAAGCAGCACGUUCAGAUCGCUAAUGAUGGGGACGAGGACACGGACAGCGAUUACGAGCUCCCGCCAACCAGUAGGACUCCUCUACGUAAUGCUAGACGGAAGUCCGUCACAAGUCCCAGAAUGCUCAAACCGCCAGUCGACGAUGAAUCCGGAAGUAAUUCCCCAGCAAACUCAAUCACCUCGAUCAAUUCUUUGGCGAGUUUGCUCCGCGAAAAAAUGCAGAUGCUUCCAGCAACUCUCCGCAAAAAGAAAACCCACGACUACAAAACCCGCAUUUUUGUCGCCCUCCUGUUCAUAACAAUCGUCGUGCUCAUCUUUUGCGCCUAUUUCCUCUACCACCAAAAAGUCCUCCAGAAAGCGUACUUCCAAAAAAUCAAGUUCAAUAAAAUCAAGCGUUUGAUGAAAAUCUACAACACGGACGGGGUCGAGAUCAUUCGGGCCCGUCUAGGGACGACCAUCAAAUACGACAAGGCUUUACCAUGCCUGCCAGUGGACGAGAGACACGAUGGUAGUAUUUGCUUCGAAUGGAUGGGCAAUGCGCGGUUGUACCUCCAGUACUAUCAGCUCAACCCCGAAGUCAGGUGUUACAACUUGCAAUGGAUUGCGCUAAAUGAUGGUAUGGCGCCCACUGAUUGUUUCAGUCUAGUGGACGACCAUUGGUACGGCGGGGGGCAAACGGCAGAGUCGGCCUGGCCCCUAGAGAAGGGCAACCAUGAUUUUGCCCCGUUUAUCACAGGAACGGUCGACAAGCACGAAUAUGGCAAUGUUCUGAAGCGCUAUUUUAUCAGUGCCAAAGGGGUGGCUGUGCUAGUUGACGCCAAAACGCCCCUCCAGGUCUCAAUUUCAAGCACCGAAAGCAAGGAAUUGUGUCUCAGGGCGAAGUACGACGACUUCGCUUAUGUCAAUCGGUUGACGAAGACGGCACACUUGAACUACAGCAUUUGCACUAGUUCGGACAUGACCAAGCUUCACUCAAACUUGGUGGAAAACGCCCUCUGGGACGGCCUAAAACUUGAGGACAUGAACGUCGUGAACUCGCUCCUGACCGAGCCUUUGUGGGAAAUCACUGCGUCGAGUAAAAGCGAACUGACCGAAGAGACCAUCUCGAAUUACACGGACAAUGUCAUAGCUUUAGGUUUUUUGAAACAAGGCCAUGUUCUGAUCAAUGAAUUUUGGCAAAAAAGCGUCGGUGAUUUUGAAGUUGAUUCUGAGCGUUUCCCGGGCCUUGAAGAGGUCAUAACUGUGAUGCACCGUCGAGGUUUCAGAAUCGUGUUCUCCAUACAACCCUUUAUCUCAACUGAAAGUUUCAAUUUCGGCGAAGCCGUGAAAAAACGUCUGCUGGUGUCGGAGCGUUUCAGCGACCGGAGAAUUCCAGCCUUGACUCGGUACAAAUCCUCACAAAGCGCCGGGGUUUUAGACCCAACUAACAACAAAACUAUCCCUUGGCUCUUGGCCAAGUUAAAAUCAGUGGUCGCGAAAUACAAAUUCGACGCUUAUUAUCUCGAUCUGGGCAUUGCCUACAACAUGCCCCACUAUUACCAGUGCGAGAAGCCUUUGAUCAACCCCGACCAGUAUAAAACUUAUUUCAUUAACAACCUGCAAAGUAGCGUGAGCUUGUUUGGGGUUAACAGCGCCGUUGAGCGCCCCAAAGCCCCAACUUUCGUCUCGUUGCCUCAAUUUGAGUCGUCAUGGGACGGUUUAAGGAGAGUCAUUCCCACCAUUCUCACUUACGGUCUCCUGGGCUAUCCUUUCCUGAUCCCAGGGGCCGUCGGGGGUGACGUCGAGUCCCCAGACACGGUCUUUUAUGCUAAUUACAGUUCGGAACUUCUUCCGGAUAAAGAAUUGUACGUCCGGUGGCUGCAACUAGCGACUUUUCUCCCAGUUAUCCGCUUUACUCAUUUACCGAGUACGUUCGGAGACGAUGUUAUGGACAUGGCGAAGAUUUUGACUUCUCUGAGGCAAACUAAAGUCACGCCUUUGUUGAAAAAGUACGCAAAGACGUCGCUUGAUACGGGGUUGCCGCUGAUAAGGCCCUUGUGGAUGUUGGAGUAUAAUGAUACAGCGUGUCACGUGGUUGCUGAUGAGUUUUCGAUCGGAGAGGAUUUGAUUGUGGCCCCAGUUUUGUAUUCGGGGGCAAGAGAACGGGAGAUUUAUCUACCGGCAGGUGUCUGGAAGGAUGGGAUUGAUAACAGUCUAAGGAAGGGCAGCCGGUGGAUCCACGACUACAAAGUGGAACAAAACGAAAUUGCGUAUUUUGAAAAAAUGCCCGAUAAUACAAGAUUCUGAUUCAGUAUUAUGUAGUGUUAGGAAAAACGCUUAUUUAAUGAAUAAAUAUUUAUGUUGAU